UGCGCCGUGGCGGUUGCUGGGAAACCGCGCGGACACCAGACAGACCUACUGGUGUUUGGGUUUUCCGCUGGAAGUUGUAAGCCGCCCGAACGGGAGAGGGAGUUUAGUCUGCCGAGAUGGCUUCCAAAAGGAGAACUUUGAGCUUCAGUGAAAGGCAUCAGAAUUUAGUAGAUAUAAACUAUUGCAAAAAAUUGCAUGUCGAGGCACUACAAAGGCUACAGAAUCAAACCAGGGACCGAAUGGUGCAGAGUGAGAAUGAUGACAGGGCUGAGCGCAAAAGGUUCCUCAGAUUAUUACAGGAUGAACAAUUUGAGUUGGAUAUGGAAGAGGCCAUUCAAAAGGCAGAAGAAAACAAAAGAUUGAGGGAACUCCAGCUUGAACAAGAAGAAAAAUUGGCUGCAGAACUGGCAAAACUAAAAUGUGAAAGUCUAAAGGAUGAAAAGUUGAGGCAACAAGUAAGAGAAAACAGUGCUGAGCUCAGAGAAUUGGAGAAGAAAUUAAAAGCAGCUUACAUGAAUAAAGAAAGAGCAGCUCAAAUUGCUGAAAAGGAUGCCAUUAAAUAUGAGCAAAUGAAACGUGAUGCUGAAAUAGCCAGAACGAUGAUGGAGGAGCACGAGAGGUUGAUAAAGGAAGAGAAUGCCGCAGAGGACAAACGAAGCCAAGUAAAAGCACAGUACAGUCAUGACUUAGAGAAACAGCUUGAAGAACAAGAGAAGAAAAAGCAGGAAGCUUAUCAGCAGUUGCUGAAAGAGAAGCUCAUGGUUGAUGAAAUUGUUAGGAAAAUCUAUGAAGAAGAUCAAUUGGAAAGACAGCAAAGGUUAGAGAAAAUGAAUACAACUCGAAGGUAUAUAGAAGAGUUUCAGAAAGAGCAGGCUCUCUGGAGAAAAAAGAAACGUGAUGAGGAUGAUCGAAUAGAAUUAAUGAAUGCUCAGAAGCAAAGAAUGAAGCAGCUAGAACACAAGAGGGCUGUGGAAAAACUUAUAGAAGAGCGCCACAACCAGUUCCUUGCAGACAAACAACGUGAACUGCAGGAAUGGCAGUGGCAGCAAAAAAGACAAGGAUGUAUAAAUGCAAUUGUCGAAGAAGAAAGACUAAAACUUCUUAAAGAACAUGCUACAAAACUACUAAGGUAUCUCCCUAAAGGAGUAUUCAAAAAUGAGGAUAUUGAUAUGCUUGGUGAAGAGUUUAGAAAAGCAUAUCAGAAAAGGAGUGAAAUUUGUGAGAAGUGA
Molecule: messenger RNA, 1229 nt
Organism: Odocoileus virginianus texanus
Lineage: Eukaryota; Metazoa; Chordata; Mammalia; Artiodactyla; Cervidae
Source: RefSeq, a predicted model, not a curated record